Lycium ferocissimum is the source of this 2809-nucleotide messenger RNA. RefSeq names its product E3 ubiquitin-protein ligase UPL5-like. The record is from RefSeq and is a predicted model, not a curated record. NCBI's taxonomy places the organism in Eukaryota, Viridiplantae, Streptophyta, Magnoliopsida, Solanales, Solanaceae. The coding region runs from base 145 to 2589 and encodes 814 amino acids. Gene Ontology annotation, molecular function: protein binding; ubiquitin-protein transferase activity. The transcript is spliced from 4 exons. Gene Ontology annotation, biological process: protein polyubiquitination; proteasome-mediated ubiquitin-dependent protein catabolic process; positive regulation of protein catabolic process.
AAAAAACACUUAUUAUAAAAUGGUGGGAGUAAUAGGGAGACAAAUUUCACAAAAUGUAUAUAGGUGAGAGACACCUCAACAUGUUCAACAAAAUGAAGUCACUGCUUUAAACUCAAAACACUCUUCCUUUCUCCACUAAUUCAAAUGACGUAUCACUUACAUGACCACAACAACAGUAGCAGCAUCAAACGCAAGUACGAUGAUGACAACGUCGUACCUCCGUCUCCGACAUCAACUCGGAUUCAGUUCUUCAUCCGUUUGUUUUGCGGUGGCAAAACUCUAGUCCUUCAAGGGAAUUCCAGCGACACAGUAGCAUCAGUUCACCUUAAAAUCCAGUCGAUCACAGGAAUAACAGGAAUGGAGGAGCAGCGGUUAAUCUACUGCGGGAAACAGCUUCAGCUAUCGCAAACAUUAUCGGAAUGUGAUAUCCAAAACGACGCCACCUUGCAACUCAUAGGGCGAAUGCAAAGCACGCGCCACCCUCACACGUGGAAGCUGCUGAAUUACUUGAAUUCCCUUAUUAUUGACCUCUGCAGCUGCACUAAUAAUUACACGGCUAUUAAUUCUAAUGCCGGCCAUAUAAUGAAGAUGCUUACCAAGUUUCUUACAAUGACUCCAAAGGAAAAUAAAUCUGAUGAAUAUCUCCUAAUGUUUAUUUACUCCUCUGUUCCUGCAUCGCUGGUAAAGCUUUAUAUGUCUCCUAAUGCAUUUAGCAAACAAGCUGCGUAUAAAUUCAUUCGUCAAAUUAUAGUUUGGUGUAAGACACUUUUCCCGGACCCUGUAAUAGUAUAUAGUCAGUGUGCUCCUCUAUUGUUAGAGUUUUGUAAGCUUCUGAGACGGACAGCUGGUGUUGAUGAUGCUUUGUAUAUAUUUUGUCGGAGUAGUUUAGCGAAUAUGAUAGAGUGGUGUGGCCCUGAUGAUGUUAAGUAUAUGUUGAGAUUGCAAGAUGCUUUUCCUUUUGUUCGUGAGUUGGCAACAAGGUUAUCACAUGCUUUAGGAUUGAGUGUUCGAUCAGCUGAGUUUAUGGGGUUAUUAGGUAGUGAUGUGUGUGAGUUUAUUAAGUUUAUGCAUCCGGUAAAGAGUGCAAUACGACGUCAAGAAGCAUUUGGAAGGGAAGGAUUUGAAAUGCUGAUUGAAGGUGUGCAUUGUGUUUUUUGUAAAUUGUUGGAAAAAUUGGAGCUGUGUCUAAAGAAACUGGAAAGCCAGCUGUGUUUGAAAAAAAUAGGGAGAUGUGAGCCUAUUGUACUCUGUUGGUCUAAGUAUCUUGUAAUUCUAAAGGAGUUAAAAAGCAUUUCGAAACUGUAUAAGGGUUUGGAGGAAGUCUUUUGGGAGAAGAUGAGACAAAGAAGAGUUGCAUUGUGCUUUUUGAUAGUUAGACUUUCAAAAAGUUCUAGAGAUUAUCAGUGGAUUCUUAAGCACAGGGAGGUAGCUCAGUUUAAGAUGAGGCGGCGUUUUGCCUUGAAGAUGCUUCGAGAAGGGAGCAACAAGAACGAGGAGCUAUAUGAGAUGCUCAUUUGCAGGUCCCAUUUGUUGGAAGAAUCAUUUGAGUACAUUGGACGUGCGGAUCCUACAUCGUUGCAAGGCAAUUUAUUUCUGCAAUUCAAGAAUGAAGAAGCUACCGGGCCUGGUGUGCUGAGGGAGUGGUUUUCCUUGGUAUGUCAAGCUAUUUUCAACCCUCAAAAUGCUCUCUUUGUUUCUUGCCCAAAUGAUGGUAGAAGGUUUUUCCCAAAUCCAGCAUCUGAAGUGGACCCGUUGCACCUUGAGUAUUUUAUCUUCUCUGGCAGGAUGAUUGCGUUGGCCUUAAUGCAUAAAGUACAAAUCAGCAUUGCAUUUGAUCGUGUGUUCUAUUUGCUAUUGGCUGGAAAGAAUAUUUCGUUUGAAGACAUUAAGGAUGCAGAUCCGUACUUGUACAGUGGCUGCAAGACGAUACUGGAGAUGGAUACGAAAAUGAUGGAUCAAGAUAUCCUAGGCCUAACAUUUGUUUGUGAAGUUGAAGAAUUGGGAUCCAGGAAAGUGGUUGAGCUUUGCCCCAAUGGGAAAGAUACCAUUGUGAACAGUGAGAAUAGGGAUGAGUAUGUUAAUCUUCUUGUUCAACACCGCUUUGUCACAUCAAUUGCUCAGCAGGUAGCCCAUUUUGCUCAAGGUUUUGCUCACAUAAUUACUGACCGACAGCUCCGAGAAUCCUUUUUCCGGAUCUUAGAUCAUGAAGAUCUUGACUGGAUGCUUUAUGGGAGUAAAACUGAUGUUUCUGUAGAAGACUGGAGAGCACAUACAGAUUUCAAUGGCUACAACAAAAGUGAUCCUCAAAUAUCCUGGUUCUGGGAGAUAGUUGGGAAUAUGUCCGUUGAGCAGAGAAAUGUUCUUCUCUUCUUCUGGACUUCAAUUAAGUCUCUGCCUGUCGAGGGUUUUGGUGGUUUAGCUUCUAAACUUUACAUCUACAAAACCUCGGAGUCUCAUGAUUGCUUGCCUUCCUCGCACACAUGCUUCUACCGCCUGUGUUUUCCUCCUUAUCCGUCCAUGGAUGUCAUGCAAGACCGUCUUCACAUAAUCACCCAAGAUCAUAUUGGUUGCAGCUUUGGUACCUCGUGACGUGCAAAUUUUCAGGUUGAACUUGUACAUAUGAUAUGUAAUAUAUUAUUCUCCUAAAUAGAUGUAAGAAAUGCCUACCUUCUGAAACUUGACUUCUCUAAGAAGUUUUUUUUUUUUUUUGGUUCUAGUAACUUGUAAGUGUAUACAUGUUUAACUCUGCGUACCCCACCUAGUGGAAUUAUAUUAGGUAUGUUGUUAUAUCAUACGUAUAUAUUCCAUA